This is a messenger RNA of Mytilus trossulus (common blue mussel), 10699 nucleotides long. Its product is annotated as zinc finger protein aebp2-like. Gene Ontology annotation, cellular component: ESC/E(Z) complex. Lineage: Eukaryota; Metazoa; Mollusca; Bivalvia; Mytilida; Mytilidae. Bases 33 to 1319 code for a protein of 428 amino acids. Gene Ontology annotation, biological process: regulation of transcription by RNA polymerase II. The transcript has 6 exons. The record is from RefSeq and is a predicted model, not a curated record.
AAAAUGAAUGACGUCACGGCGAGAGUUCAAAGAUGGCGGCGGUCGGGUGCAUGGAAAGUUGUGGACAAGAUAGUGAAGAAAGCCAAGAGGAUAGCGUCUCUAAACUGGAACGAUAUAGCAGAAAAAAUGGAUUAAAUCAUCGCUGUUUAUGUACCCAAAGUUCUGUUGAAUGCAAUAAAAAUAAAAGUGUUUUUCAAGAAAAAAAUCAUAAACUAAAUGGCUUAUUGAAACAAAAUUCAUUCACAAAACCGUCUACCCCGGCACUUCGAUCUCGUAGUGAGCGGAAUUCUGUGGGAUGUGAACCACCAAAAAGAAGGAGAAGGUCGUCAAGACAUGAUAAAAUCGAUGUGAACAAUGCGACAAUCACAGAAGAAAAAGUCCAGAAACAGUUAGGUCUAUCAUGCCUUGAUCUCAUUACAGUGAAAAGAAAUGGUGAUUCAUGCUUUACAGAUGAUAUGGGGAACGACAGUUGUUCUGAUCUGCUUACACCAGAUGCUUCUCGAUCAUGCACGCCGCUGUCUGUCGCAGGAAGUUGUGUGUCUAGUCAAAUCAGCAAGGACUCUCGGACCCCUGACGUCCAAGAGAGUUGCAAAGAGACCCCUUCUCUAUGUAAAUGGAAAAACUGUGAUAUAUCUUUAGAUUCUUGUCGUCUUAUGGACCACUUAAAACAUUGCCAUGUAGAACAGCAAACGGGUGAAAAAUUUCAUUGUCUGUGGGAGGGGUGUAAAGUUUACAAUCAAUCUUCUAGUUCUAAAUCUUGGUUAGAGAGACAUAUUUUGACACACAGUGGUGACAAACCAUUUAAAUGUAUAUUUGAUGGCUGUUACUUAAGGUUCACGUCGCAGAAAGCACUGGAACGUCAUGUAAAUACCCAUUUCAAUGCAUUACAACACACUAGCCAGAAACCAUCAAAACCUCGGGAAGACACACCAACCAAACAGUAUAGGAAAAGAAGGUGUAAAAGAAAAAGACCUUUAGUGAAAACAACCGAUUACUUUGACCCUGGCAUCAUGGAAAGGUUAUCAGACCAGGUGACUUUUGUCACAAACAAAACACAAAUUGAUCUCAAUGGCAGCUCAGACUCAGUCACAUUCCAUAGCACAGUAAUAGCCAGAAGAACAGAAGACAGCUGUAAAGCCAAGGUUUUAUUACAAUGGACACCCAGGAAUGUAAUUCCUGACUCCUGGGUAUCAGAAAAAGAAGCUAAGUCUUUAUCAACCUGUGUCAUUCCACUCAGAAAACUACCUCGUGACUCAGUCACGGCGUUACAUCCAUCCUUGUUUAGUCACCAUCGCUACAGAAGACAUAGGCGGAAGUGAUGACAUUCAUCUUCAUCAUCAACACAAAGAAGAAGAUAUUUUAUUAAUCAUUAUUUUGACCAAGUAUUUUAGAUUCCGUUGAAUCUCAGGGAUAAAAGUUGAUCAUUGAAGGCUGACAAUACUGUUCCGAAUAUGUUCUCAUUCAUGUCAUACGUGUGAUUUAUAGCGUGAUUGGUUAAACAAGUCCUUUUCAAAUUUCCACUUAAAUGCACAUGCUUUUGUUUGCAUAUGCUAGUUAACAUAUGUUAAAAGAUCCAGAUUAUAUAUAGUAUAUACGUCUUUCCUCGGCUGAAACAACGUUCAACUUAAAUUUGGUAGUAAAAUGUUUAAUAUAUUUCAAAGGAGUUAAAAAGUUUAAAUUUCAAAAAUUGUUACUGCAUAUUGUUAUCUCACAUCGACACCCAAAUGUUCAUGUACUGCUAUAAAACAUUGCAUUUAUUUUGGGAAAUUUGAAAUGACAUUGAUAAUCAUUCAAGCUUAAGAAAGGUGCAAUAGAAACUGUACAACAAUGAUCAAAUCACUCAGGCACAAUGGAUUAUAAAUUUGAAAAUUGUCUCAAAAUUCCUCAUAUCAAAUGUAUAUUACCUCCCUUGGGAGACACAGUUAUUUUCCUUGAAAUUUUAUAUUGUGAUGAUAUUGGUUGAUAAUGACCAUAUUAUCACAUUUGCUGCAAACAUUAUUUGUAUGUAUAUUUUUUUUGCUUUAUACUGUGUAUAUUAUUAUUUUUGACAUUGUUUUAAAAUAAUUGUAAAAAGACUGAAAUUUAAGUUAUUAAAUUUCCUUAGUAGAGGUAGAAUUAAUUAAUUCACAAAAUGUAUUCCAGUCAGUCAGUUUCAUGAAAUGAAAUGACCAAAAUUAGAUUAUGUGCACAUUAAUAAAUUUAAACCAUGACAUUUUUUAUUUUUUAACAUCACUAGUUAAUGUAGUGCCUUACACAAUGUAUGUCACAGUAGAAAGUUCAUGUUUCUUAGACCAAAAAAAAAUAUAUACCAUCUAAUUGAAAUCAUUUUAUGUACACAUUUUUUCAACAUAGAUAAAAUUGAUGUUCAUUGUUGUGAAGGUUUAAAGGUCUUAUGCAAACAAAGAAUUUAGCAAGUGUUUUUUUUUUUAAUUUUCACACUGGGAAUAUAAUUAUAAAAAGAAAAAUUUUAAUAAUUGAAAUUACUGUUGAUGGCAUAAAUUUGCAAUGGAAAAUUUGAAAGAAAAUUCUUUUACAAAUUCACAUAUUAACUUUAAAAUUAAAAGAUAUACAUGCAAAAUUUCGUCUCACCUUUCAGGCAUAUAGUACGGUAUUUUUCGUUGCUGAAUGUGACAUUAUUUGAGAUCUAAUUAUUUAGUCAACUCUUUACAACCUUUUGCAAUUAAACAUGAAAAAGUUCAUUAGUCUGUUAAGAUUGUACACUAUGAUAUGAAUUUAUUGUUUAAUAAGUUUGGAAAAAUUCCUAUAUAACAAUAUUUUCAUAAUGUGAUGUUAAAAUAUAGCAGAAAAUAUCAUGGAAAUUUGAUCAUGUUUGGAACAUAAAAUCUAAUUUUUAGAUUAACAAAUACAGAAUAGUGUUGUGACUCUUAAACAAAACAAAAAAAGUUCAAUAUCAGUCAUUAUUUUUGUUUUAUUUUUUUGUUUUUGUUUUAAACUAAUUUUUAAUUUGCUAUAUAUAUACUCUUUUUUUUUUUACUGUAAAUAAACUUUAUUUUUAAAACAAAAAUCAUAAAAAACUUACUCCUCAUAAUAAUUUGCUGCUGAUUUCUCAUCUAAAUUAAAUGCUGACUUUCAAUUUUGAAUAAUACAAUGAAAUGUCUGACCUUUACCCUUUUAUGAAGUUUUGAUUUGAUAAGACAGUUCACUGUAUCAGAACAAUAAAGCAAUAUCGUCUGCAUAAAGUAAUGCCGAUAAUUUCCUGUAUUAGGUCAUUUGUGAAAAUUGAAAAUAAUGAAGGCAAUAAAUUGUCACCUUGUUUUACACCAGUCAAUUUUGAUGUUCAUCUCUGUAGAGAUCACCUAGUAGACAAGUACUUUUAUAUAACAAAAAUAGUUAAAAGAGGUUUAAAAGAGAGGGAUUGCUAAGUGACAUAUAAUUAUGAUCAUGGACAUUUUAAAUGUCUAGUCAUAUUGAUAUUUAAGUGUAAUUAUAUAGUUUUCAUUAUUUUUUUUGGACUUAAAUCAGUAGAUUUCAUAACUAUUCUGACAUAUUAACUGUAUUUCCACCAACAAAUGAAUUCAAGUCAAGUUAUUUUGAAUAUGGAAUACAUUAUAAGUAAUGCACACAAUUAUUUAUUUAAAUAACCUUAUACACAUUUCAUAUUAUACUUUGUUUUUUACAUUAGAAUUCAUACAAAAUGUUAAAAGAAAUCAUUCACCUUUAGAAGGUGUUUACAUAUUAAUUUCCAGCCUGAUUAUUUUGAGACUUAAUCAAAAGACCAAUUUUGGUUAUAUCCAUUUUGUAAAUGGUUCCAAAGGUCUUGUUAGCGAUUGAUGAUGAUCACUGAAAGUCUUCUCAAUUAUGAAGAUUGCCAAUGAAAUUUAAAUAUAAAAUGAAACCAGUUCAGGCCAGGUCAGCCCACUGGAUCCUGAUAGUUCUUCUUAUGAACAGUUAUCUACCAGUCAAAAAUUGUAAAUCAAUAAAAACAAAUAGGCAAAAUUUUCCAUAUUUACACUAAUUGAUAGAUAAAUAAUAUAUGCUGUCAAAGUGCAAUAUAGCAUAGCUACAUUUUUCUAUAGUAAUAUUGCUUCAUACUACAUAUUAUCUUGAAAGACCAACGCUUGAACAUAAGAAUUUUUUUUAUUAACAAUACAUAACAUGAUUUAUGUCCCCUUUGGAAAAUAUUUUAUAUAACAUUUUAGGCAAAAACAUAUAAAGAUUGUGGCAAAUCUGCUGAGUUCAAAGCUUUGCCAUCAAUAUGCUUUCUCAGUUAAUGAAACCAGUAACAGUUUUAUCUAUCCUACCUCAUAUGCCUAAAUGAAUUAGGCUGUCGUUCAUUUGACGUGCACCAGCUUGUAGCGGUGUUUUAUCAAAUUUCACAUGUUAAUUCACAAAAAUACCCUCUAUUAGGGUGAUCAAGAUGUAAAUGGAAGAAAUUAAACUGAAUAAUAACUAUUCCCAUACCAAUAUGGAUUUUAAAUUGCUUGAAAGUAAGACAUAUAAAGUGCCUUCAGAGUAUAUAUGUACUAUGCUCAACAUGGCCAGUAAAAGACUUGCUAAAAUGUGCUAAAAACGGAUAGUUUUUGUUGGAAGCUGAUUCGAUAUUAGUAUGAAAGCAUGAUCUAGUUAAAAAAUCAUAAUGUAGCUAGGUUUGAAUCAGAAUUUGGGUAUCAGAAAAGUACAUGUGUAAUAUUUAACCUGAGAAUAAGAAUAGAAUGAAUUCCAGUAUGUUUUAAGACUUUUUAAGAAAAGGUCUUUAAAAGUUAGUGAUAACAAAUUAUGACAUAAAGGCACAAGCAUAGGAUGUCAUAUUUAUUUAUUUUUUCACAAAAUUUGAUCUCUACUAUGAAGCAACAUUUUUAAAAGUUUGAUAAAUAAUAAAUGUGUAGUCUUAAUUUAUGAAAUUGUAAUUUGUUUUUGUGAAUAAAGUUUUGUAAUCAUCACUUACAUUAUCAUCAAAUGACAAUUAUGUAUUUCAACAUCAGAUACUUUAAAUGUGUUAACCAGUUUUCUUGCAACUUUCAUGGUCAGUUCAAUCGAAAAAAAUAUCUACAGAUAAUUGUAAGUAGUUGUAACCCAGUUAUACAGCUCAGUGGCGGAUCUAGAAAUUUUCAUAAGUGAGGGCCCACUGACUGACCUAAGAGGGCCGCUCCAGUCACACUUCAGUGAUUCCCUAUAUAAGCAAACACAUUUUUUCCCAAAAUGGGGGGGCCAAGGCCCCCUAAAUCCGCCUCUGCAGCUUGAUUCAGAUAGACUCACCUUAAAAGUUCGAAUCAAAUCUAUUUCUUAACUCCUCAAAUUUUUAUAGUUCAACUUUCCUUAGAAAUUUUGUAGAAUUGACCAGUUGCAAUGGAAAGUUAAACACCUAAGUGUUUCUGGAGUAGGUAAGCAUCACCUUCAAUUGCCUGUAAAAUGUGGGGAUUUAACAGUAAACUUGUAAUUUGAAAGUUUGUGAUUUAAAUAAGUAUUCAAUGAUUUGGCAUAUAAAUAGUCUGAAAAUUUAGACAUGCCAUCAAGUCUCAUAUAUUAGAGUCGUGGUUGUCUACUUUUUUACAAUUUUCAUUGUGUGAUUGGAAGUGGUGCUUGAAAUACAUAAUUAACUCUCUAAGAGUUUACACUAACAUAUCUUUAAUUUUGUGUACACAUGCUUUAAUAUAAUGUAUAAUACUAUCAUGCAGUUCCAUUGUAACUUUAAAACAUCCAUUAUUGUUAUAAAAACAUACUAGUAAUUGAUCAGUAAAAUAAGAAAUGUGAUAUUUUUUUGUGAUGAAUUUUUAUUAUAACAUUACCAAAUAAGCUAUGACCCAUGCUAUUUUGAAGAGUGCUAGAGGUUAAUUAAGGGGAGGUCAAUCUUGAUUUAGGGAGAUAACUCUAUAAACCACUAAUGUGUUUGAAAUACACGUUUUCAUCAAUGCUUUUUAAGCAUUCUUUAAAACUGAAAUAAAAUAGUCUGUGUUACCCAGAAGCUUUGAAUAUUUUGAUGAAAGUAGUUGGCACAAACGUACCAGAGAUUUUUAAGAGUGAUGUCCCUUGUCAAGGAUUUUUUUACCCCUCAACUAAGCUGUAAUUAAUUUUUCAGUUCAAACCAGUAUUUAAAUUAGCAGUCCACAUUGAGAUGGAUGGUUCUCUACGUGAUGUACAGCUACCUCCAUUGAUAAAAAAUUAUCAACACAAUAACAUGAAAGUGUCUUUAAACAGCAACAAUCAAUUAAUGGAUUUUUGUCUUCUUCUAGACAGAAUGUUUUGUAAUUUGGCUCAACUCAAUGAGCCUUAAAAAGAAAGGCUUCAAUUUGAUAUUUGGUCCCUGCUUAUCAUAAACAAAAUUCGUGAUUGUUUGGGAUCUGUAAUAGCAAGAUUGUAAAAUUAAGCUUUAGGACUUGGAACACUUAAAUUACAACAUUUAAUAAGAAUUAUUUUUUUCACUGGUUAAAAUGUAAGAAAACAGUGCCCCAAGAGAUUCGAUUUCCAAAUGGGAAAACAAUAUGAGAAAACAAAAUACAUAAACAGCUCAGUGUAAAUAGUCCAUGCUCGUAAUACUAGCCAAAAACUUAUGCAGGGUCAUAUCACAAAACAAGCAAACUCAGGGUGAAAAACAUCAAAAUGGUAGAUUUUAUAAUGCCAUCUAAAGUACAUGUCAUGUGUGUCAGCGUUGUCAGUAUUGUCAUCACCAUUGUCAUCCAUAAUCAACGUUGUUACCUAUAUCAUACGUACCGGUAAAUCAUGUGUAUGCAUGUAAUUUUGUGAAUUAAUAGUGUGUGUUAUUAUAUUUGUGUGGAUACUUAUAGUGACCUUAAGAAUUGUAAAAAUGUCAUGAAUGAAAUAUAUACAUCCUAUAUUAUUGCUAUAGAUAAUGUUAUACACAGCAGCCCAAUGUGUAUGCUGUGUUGGAUAGAAGUUGAUAAUGAGUGAUAAUUUAGAAAAAUCUUUAAAAAAAGCCAAUAAAUUUCUAAAGCAUCUUUUGACCAUUGCAUCAGUAGGCAUUUCAAAGAAAAUGUUGAAAGUCAUAAACAGUACAAUAAAACUUGAGCUGUCAUAUCCUUAAAAUAAAUAUUACAUUUUAAAUCUGAACCUAGCAUCAGUGAUGAUAUAUGUUGUUUACAGUUGUGAUUUGGUGUUAUUGCACAUACUAACUCUUCCUCUAAGAUAAGAUGAGGUUUUAAAAUAUUCAAUUCCUAUCUAGCACUGUCAGUUUGAAAAUACCAUUGAAAAUAAAGUCUUAAUUGUAAGAUUGGCAACAUGCAUUUAUUUGUUUGUACCUUUCACAAACUUUUGAACAUGGUUCUAUUUGUAUUUAUUGUGAGGCCUAUCAAUUAGACAAUAGAAGCUCCCCGUGUGACUUCAGGGAUGAUUUGGUUAAUUAUUCCCAUACUCACACUGAUAAGAAGUUGAUCAGAUGAUUGACUUUCAAUGGUAUUUUUAUGUGCAUUAUAAGAGCCCAGUAAUCAUGUUCAUUUUUCACAUGGGGAGAAAAAGUGGUACCCAUUAUGUAUAUAUUUUCUAUUUGAAAUGAAGAGUUCAAGUGUUUGCUAUUUCCAUUGGUCUGAAGUUUGAAUGGAAACCCUUAGAUGCACAUUAAAAUUGUAAAGAAAAUACAUUGUACAUAACAAAAAAGUAAAUGAUGUAAAAUUGAAAAUAUGAAUUUUAAGUGAAAUAUGGUUUUGUACUAUGUUUUCACUGAUUGCAAUGUAAAUGAAGUAAAAUGAACCCAAUGAAGUGGGACGCAGAAAUUAAUUAUGUGAACAAUUAGAAUGUUCGUCAGGGUUUCUAUGUAUCUUAAUACCAGCCUGUGCUUACAUUUGUGAGAAUGCUAAUUGAUAAUAACAAUUGUACAUAUUAUACAAUAUUUAUUGACAACAAUUUUGACUAUUUAUUUUUUUUUAAUACGAAGCUCAAGCUAAUGGUAGAUAUUUUGUAUUAUAUAAAUAGGUAGUGCAAACUUGUCAUGAAAUGAAGCAGCGAUUUAACAGUAUUUAUUUAGUCGCAAUAGAUAGAUUGUCAUAUAUACCGGUACACAAAUAUCAAUAAAGAUCUGAUUUCUUAAUUCAUGUAACAAAUGUUUUUGAAUUUAUUUUCAAAUUUAAAAACAAUUAAGUUUGAAGGACUUAUUUCUUACGACACCAAUUUCAACAUGACAAAACUUCAGUAAAUCUUUUAAUACAUAACUGAUGUAUAAUUUUCACAUUGAUGAUGAUACUUUUGACUAGUUGGCACUUGUUUGAAUAGCUGUGAAUGAUUGAAACAUUCUGUAUAAAGUAUGUUUUAAAAUAGGUGUUAAAUGUUAUAUACACAUGAGAACUUUAGAGCUUGUUAUGAAUGGGGUAAAAUGACUAAAAGUUCAAUUAAAAUUUCCUAGUCAUUUUCAUAAAAAUGAUGUGCUAAACUGAGCUAUACAAAGGCUUGAUGAAAAAUCCAAGAGCUCAAAGAAUGUUUCCUAUAGAGGCAUGAUUUACCUCUUGGCAACUUUCCAAUUCCAAAUUAUUCUAUGAUGCUUUUUGUAUAUUUUUUUUCUGAUUUGUUUUAGUUGCUAUUCAGUUUUGUGAAAAAAUGCAACGCAUUUAAAUUCAUAUACUUGUCUAGAUAAUCUUGCCAAAAUAUUUACAAAUUCAUAUAAAGUUUUCAUAACUUUUUGUGGAUUUGUAAAUAUUUUCAAACAAUUUAUACCUUGAAUUUUGAUAUUUUGUUAGAAGACGGACCCCAUACUUCUCAGAUCAGCACUUUAACGUCAUGAGAUUUUGAUGUUUCUGUAUUGUACAAAAUUGAUUGCUGUACAACAUUAUUACUUUGUUAAUAUUGUAUUUAGUUUGUAUAUAGAAGUAAAACAAGGCUGUGUGAUGUUUUUACUGUUGUCUGUUGUUAAGGUAUUUUGUUAAGUAGGUCACAGCAAUCAAAUUUUAUUCAGUCCGCAUGUUAGUUAUUAUCAUUUCACUGAAGUAUUUCCAGUUCAAUGAUCUUAUUGAACUUAUUUGGUUUUCUCUAUUUUAUUAGAAUUACUUGUUGGUAUUACUUUUUUAUGGUGCUUCUGAGACCGAUCAUAGAUUUCUAUAUUGCAAUAUCAAAUCUUUAAGAAACCUGUCUGAACAGAAUAUGUUUCUGUUCUUAUCAAAAGCUCUUGUUAGUCAAUUAUUUAAAGGUAGAUGAUAAAAGCUGGAGGCCAAGUCAAAGCUAAAGUAUUUACUAAAGAAUACUUUUAUAGUGAAUUUAUCCACAAAAUUUUGAUAUUCUUUAACUUGGCUUUAGUGUAUCAGUUUCAUCAAGGUAAUUGAUUAAAAAGAGCAUAAACUAUUAAGUUUUUGAUAUAUUUAUUACUUUUUUCUGUUAGUAGACCAAUACCAAGGUUAAAUCUGGUGUCAGAGGCAUUUCAUGUGGUUAGAUUUUUUGAUAAGCUUUAAAUACAAAAGAUAUAUUUCUGUUGUAAAGUUUGAGAGAAAGUUGUACAAUAUAAUUUUUAGAAGCUUUGACAAGUUUAAAUGUUAUGAUUAUUUGUUUUUGAAAUAUUUUAAACUGUUGCUUAGAUACAAUAUGGAAUUAUACAUAGGGAAUAAAAUGGAUUGUAUGUUGUAUAAAUUAUCACAAGAUAUUUUGUGUUAUGGUUAAUUAUUCUUGAUAUUUAUAUAUUUUGUUGUCAUUUCUUUAUAUGAGAAAUUUAAUUUUGAAUUUCAAUUUACUUUAUAGUGUAUAGUGUUGAGUUCAGGAUGAGAGGGGUUCAGAAACACCAAUUCCUGUCGUUUUAGGAUGUCAGAAAAGCUGAAAUUGACUUAUGAAGUUAAAUUUGAAAUUAAUUACUUACAUUCUAAGAGAACGAGUCCCUUCAGUGUUUAGCUACAGUGAAAGUAGAUUUUGAAUUAAUUUUGACUUUUUAUAUACAACCUUCUAAAAUGUAUUCUCUAAUGGAUUGGAUUACAAGAUUGAAGUAAAAAAUCAAAUUUCAAUUUUCAUUUAUUAUCUCAGAUUUUCAAACCUCCAUAUUAAAUUUUUUUUGAGACUGACCAUAUGGGUUAACACUUUGUACAUUCUAAACCAAUUCGUAUACAGGUCUUCAUUAUGGAAUAUUUUUUGCUUGAACUGGAUUUUAUACAUCUAUUAAAUAGUGGGUCUUUUUUUUACAGAUCUGCAAUAUGAUUUAUAUUAUUUACAUUUUGGGGUACAAAUUUUAUGACAUUUAACAGACCAAAGGUGUUUAUUAAGGACCUUUCCUAUCUUUAGGUCAUUUGAAAACUAACUUUUUAAUGUUGGGUUAUAAACUUUUGUACUGGUUUUGAAAGACCAUUUUAUGUAUAUUUAAGAAUGAUCUUUUCUGGGUCUCUAGUAGACCAUAAAUUUAUAUAUAAGGGUAUGAAUUGUGUAUGGGCCUUUGUGGACCGUGUAUGUUUCUCCAUGGACUGUGUAUGGGCCUUUGAGGACCGUGUAUGGUCCUCCGUGGACCGUGUAUGGUCCUCCAUGGACUGUGUAUGGGCCUUUGUGGACUGUGUAUGGUUCUUCGUGGACUGUGUAUGGUCCUUGGACCGUGUAUGGUCCUCCAUUGACCGUGUAUGGUCCUCUGUGGUCUUUGUAUGGUCUCCUGUGGACCAUAGGUCUCCUCUAGACCACUAAGGGGUUAAUUGCUUUUGUAUAGAAUGCUGAUGAGUGUGUAAAUGGGUGUUGUCUAUAUUUAUUAUCAUCUCAUCUCUCAUUUCAUCAUUCUUCUUUUUAGAUUGUAAUUUAGAUGGUUUUGUAUAAAAAUAAAAUGAAAUUUAAAUAUGAA